UGUCCCAUGAUGUGAUUUUUCCUUGCCGUUUGUGUGUUUCGUGCUCGUGAAUCGGUUUUUCUUGUGUUUUCUUUCGUUUCAACUCUCGUGGCGCAUCGACCGACUGUGCGGCCCGUAUUCCCGAUCGCUUGCAGCCGGAAUCGCGGUAUUAUGCUGCUGUGCUAGAGGACUGGUCGAUCAACCGCACACCGACUAGCGACGCAAGGGACGGGCACGGGGGCACAGCGUUUCGAAAGGGAGUUCAGUGGCAACCCGACACAAGAAAGUGAUCUGAUAAUGGCCCGGGAGUAUGACCAUUUGUUUAAAUUGCUUAUUAUUGGUGACAGUGGCGUUGGAAAGUCUUCCCUGUUGAUACGAUUCUCCGACAAUACAUUCUCCGGGAGCUACAUAACCACCAUCGGUGUAGACUUCAAGAUCCGUACGGUGUUGAUUAACGGCGAGCGCGUGAAGCUGCAAAUCUGGGACACUGCUGGACAGGAAAGAUUUAGAACGAUCACCAACACCUACUACCGAGGAACCCACGGUGUGAUCGUAGUGUACGACGUAACGAAUGGCGAGUCCUUCGGUAACGUGAAGCGCUGGCUGCAAGAAAUCGAAUCCAACUGUGACGUAGUGAAUAAAGUACUCGUUGGCAACAAAAACGAUGAUCCAAACCGGAAGGUGGUGAUCACCGAGGAUGCGCAACGAUUCGCGAACCAGAUGGACAUCCAACUGUUUGAAACAUCCGCCAAAGAUAACAUCAACGUGGAGGAAAUGUUCCUCGCCAUCACCGAGCAGGUGCUGCGACACAAGAAGCAAACGCAGAAAGCACAGCAGUCCGAAACGAACAACGAUACGGUGCAGCUGAAGAAGGGAACGCAUAAAAAGAAGAACAAAUGCUGCUAGUGGGGUUGGACCGCAUCGGUCCCUGCCGGUUCACCGGGUCAAACCGUUCCGCUGGACUGUAGCCGCAGUGGCGCAGAAAAAUUGUACAGAUUACGAUUACGAUCAAGGCAUACAACGGACAACGACACGAAACAAAAGCAAAAUGCGCGCAAAAAUAGCAACACACUUGGGCCGAUUUUUCGCCGGUCGCUAAGCAACCGGUGCGGUGCGGCAAAGAAGUAGUUGAUUGGCCGGAAUAGUAUUUGAAGUAGUAAAUGGGAUAGUAUUUGUAUCCCCGAACCAACGCUGAUUAGAAAAACAAAAACCAAAAGCACCAUUCCAAUUCCGGAGUCUCGUCUUGUGGGGAGUGCUGAUGUUGUGCUUUUUUAUGUUUAUUUGGAUGUUGUUCGAUCGUCAAACAACGACAACCUCUCCUCAUCGUCACCACAAAACCAACGAACAACCGAUGUCGAAUGCAAUCCAAGCAGCCACACUUGCAUCAUCCAGCAAACCAUCAUAGUAAUAUAAUAUCAGUAAUAAUAAUUAUGAUAACUGUAACGCUUCUUUGAUUUUCUCGGCAAAACGUGUAUUUAAAAGAACCCGAACGCUAAGAAUGAACGCAAAAGCUCAUCGAAAAAUUGUAUAAAAAAAAACAAACCAAAACAU
Anopheles bellator is the source of this 1530-nucleotide messenger RNA. RefSeq names its product ras-related protein Rab-35-like. The record is from RefSeq and is a predicted model, not a curated record. Gene Ontology annotation, biological process: protein secretion; regulation of exocytosis. Bases 277 to 885 code for a protein of 202 amino acids. Lineage: Eukaryota; Metazoa; Arthropoda; Insecta; Diptera; Culicidae. The transcript has 4 exons. Gene Ontology annotation, molecular function: GTP binding; GTPase activity.